AAAAGCCGUAGCAAAGAUAUCGGGGUUACAACUGUGUCCGUGCUAUAGUCUUAUCUUCCUUAACAAACAAAAAGUGCCAUCAGCUUAUCGCUGCUAUUCGUUCUGUUGUGUGGCUGCUCGCCAGGAAAGUUCGCAGUGUCAAGAAGCUCAGCGUAGAGAACAGCCUAGUUGUAAGUCUUUAGUCGAUCUUGACAAAUGGAGAAGUUCCGAGGCCGUGUAGCUGUGGUGACGGGAGCAAGUUCGGGUAUUGGAGCUCAACUUGCCGAAGAUCUGGUGCGCGCUGGACUGGUUGUGGUUGGAGUUGCGAGAAGAAGAGAGCGCCUUGAGGCCCUUGCGUCGUCAUUAUCAGGUCUAGACGGGCGCCUGGAGGUCUUACAGGCAGAUUUGUCGAGCGUGGACGAGGUCAAGCGAGUUUUCAAGUGGAUUGAUGAAAGCUUGGGAGGAGUGACAGUCCUCGUAAAUAAUGCUGCUAUAUGUCCAAUUACGCCAACGCAAGAUCAGGAACUUGGAGUCAUCGAGUCUGCCGUUGCUACUAAUCUUACGGCUAUGAUGGUUGGCAGCAAUUUAGCUGUGAACAACAUGAAACGGUUCAAUAUCAAGGAUGGCCAUAUUAUAAAUAUAAACAGUGUUGCUGGACAUAAAAUAAUGUACAGCCCUGGACAGGACGCUUCGGUAACAACUUACACGACAACAAAACAUGGGGCUGUGGCGUUUUCCAACGCUUUACGCUUUGACGUGCAAAGAAUUCAUGGCUUCAAGAUUCGUGUAACGAGUUUGAGUCCUGGGACAGUGCGCACGGAAAUGACAUCGAAAUGGGUGGAGCAGCUUCCCAAGGACAGGGUUCUGGAUCCAAAGGACGUGUCGAAUGCUGCUCUUUAUGUUCUCUCGUGUCCUACUACAGUUGAGAUAUCAGAGCUUACAAUACAGCCGCAAGGUGAAAGCUUUUAACCUUUACGAUAACAACGACCGCUCGCAGCAAGAAACCUCCUCUCACAGAUAUGUGCAGACUGAAUUAAUUGUUGGGAUAGUGUUAAUUUUUGUAACUCGUUCCCUGUAUAUCUAUCCCCGACCAGAAUUUUAUUUAAUUAUAAAUAUAUUACAAUAACCAAAAUAAUUUAAAUUUUCAAAAAUA
This is a messenger RNA of Frankliniella occidentalis (western flower thrips), 1132 nucleotides long. RefSeq names its product farnesol dehydrogenase. The transcript is spliced from 7 exons. The record is from RefSeq and is a predicted model, not a curated record. Bases 196 to 948 code for a protein of 250 amino acids. Gene Ontology annotation, molecular function: oxidoreductase activity. NCBI's taxonomy places the organism in Eukaryota, Metazoa, Arthropoda, Insecta, Thysanoptera, Thripidae.